Aspergillus lentulus is the source of this 210-nucleotide messenger RNA. The record is from RefSeq and is a predicted model, not a curated record. NCBI's taxonomy places the organism in Eukaryota, Fungi, Ascomycota, Eurotiomycetes, Eurotiales, Aspergillaceae.
AUGAAGCCUGUCUACAUCUCUGCGAUGUUCCUGUACCUUUUCGCCGCCCAGGCAGAACACCACAAUUCUGCGCGUAAGACGACCGCCAUUGCUACCGCUGCUCGUCUCCAUGCUCGCAUGCUGUUUGCUGUCAUGGAGAGUUUCCGCAGUGCUGUUCGGACGGGCAGUAUUGCUACUGUUGUGAGGAGUGAAGGUGUAUUAUCCAGGUAG